Cimex lectularius (bed bug) is the source of this 896-nucleotide messenger RNA. It is a transcript of the gene Mlc2, whose product is annotated as myosin regulatory light chain 2. Gene Ontology annotation, cellular component: myosin II complex; cytoplasm. Bases 132 to 755 code for a protein of 207 amino acids. The transcript has 3 exons. Gene Ontology annotation, biological process: locomotion; post-embryonic development. Gene Ontology annotation, molecular function: myosin heavy chain binding; calcium ion binding. The record is from RefSeq and is a predicted model, not a curated record. Lineage: Eukaryota; Metazoa; Arthropoda; Insecta; Hemiptera; Cimicidae.
UAGAACAGUAGCCCUGUGAGCGCCCUGGUAGGAAGACGGAGUGGGAGAUUUGGACAAAACUGACUAAACGGAUCGAGCCCUGCUUCAGUCGGGCCUAAACAUCACCGGACCAACCACACAUCUUAAGCAACAUGGCGGAUAAAGAAAAGAAAGUAAAGAAGAAGAAGCCAAAGGAAGAUGCACCCGCUGAAGCAGCUGCCCCAGCUCCAGCUGCAGAGCCUGAGCCGGCUCCAGCAGCAGCCCCUGCUAAACGUGCUUCCUCCAAAGGCAGCAAGAAGGCCAAAAGGGCCGGUUCUUCAGUUUUCUCUAUGUUUACUGAAUUCCAGGUUGCUGAAUUCAAGGAAGGUUUCUCCCUUAUGGACAAGGACAAAGAUGGUAUCCUUGGCAAGGAAGACCUCAGAGCAACUUGGGAUCAGUGUGGCAAGCUCGUGACUGACAAAGAACUCGAUGAGAUGCUAUCCGAGGCUUCAGGCCCAAUCAACUUCACCCAGUUGCUCACUCUCUUUGCCAACAGGAUGUCCGGUGGAUCCGACCCUGAUGAUGUUGUCAGGGAUGCUUUCAAGGCCUUCGACAAGAACGGCCUCAUCAACAGUGAAGACCUCAAGCACGCCCUUAUCACCUGGGGUGACAAAUUCACAAUGAAGGAGGUUAACAAUGCCUUCGACGCCAUGGAUAUCGACAGCCAGGGCAUGAUCGACACUGAAGGUCUUGUCCAGAUGCUCACCGGCAGUGGUGACGCAGAAGAGGCUGCUUAAGUGUUUAGGCCCAUCGAACAGAUUACAAAAAAUGCAAAUUAAAAUUUUAAUCAAGCAAGAUUCAAAUUAUCUGUAUUUUUAAGAACUUAAAUACACUUUUAUUUUUAUUUUGAUCUAAUAAAGAGAGCAACCUCUAAUGUA